Lytechinus variegatus (green sea urchin) is the source of this 2363-nucleotide messenger RNA. Its product is annotated as putative nuclease HARBI1. NCBI's taxonomy places the organism in Eukaryota, Metazoa, Echinodermata, Echinoidea, Temnopleuroida, Toxopneustidae. Bases 234 to 1286 code for a protein of 350 amino acids. The record is from RefSeq and is a predicted model, not a curated record. The transcript has 3 exons.
AUUAGCAUUUUGGUAUUCUGAAAAGUCACUUAAGUGCCCCUUUCCUUAUUUGGCAGGGUUGCGUUGCGCGCACUUGAAAUAGUACGCGUUAUGACCGCGCGAGGACUUAAUUGAGUAGUUACGAGACUUUUGGUAUUCUGAAAAGUCUCAUAGCGCUCAAUUAACUAUAUUUUCACCGUAAGAAGAUAAUGGUGCUGUAAGGUCUUUUAAAUUGAAAAUCAUCAAAAAUAAAAAUGGCAGUUUUUCUCUUUGACCUCAAUGACCACAUGGCAUACCGGAAUCGCUAUCAUAAUGUAGACAGAUUGUUGCCUGGAGAAAUGAACCGUUCUGAUUUUCGAAAGAAUUAUAGGCUGAAUUAUGAAGAAUAUCAGUGGUUGUGUGACUACAUCCGUAAUGACGAAGUAUUUGAACGCAGACAGGAAAAUGGAAGAGUACUUUCGGUAGAAUUAAAGGUGGCAGCAGCACUGCGUUUUUUUGCCAGUGGAAGUUUUCAAAACGUUGUAGGGGACGUUGCUGGGAUCAGUCAGCCUUCCCAAAGUAGGGCUGUUGCGGCUGUUACCGAUGCAAUCUCUCGAAAGGCUUCCGAUUUCAUCAAUUUUACUUUGGAACCAACUGCAACAAUCAAAUCAAACUUUGCAGCCAUUGCUGGAAUGCCCAAUACAAUUGGAUGUAUUGACUGUACGCACGUUUACAUUCGUGCACCUCGGGAGAACGAAAACAUAUACGUCAACCGCAAGAAUCGUCAUUCAAUUAAUGUCCAAGGAAUCGUGGAUUCUAAAAUGAGAUUUGUUAACGUUGUGGCAAAAUGGCCAGGGUCUUCUCAUGAUUCCUACAUAUGGGAAACAAGCAAUGUUCUGAAUGAUUUUAGGAUCGGAAGUCCGAUCAUUUUUAGCAUAUUUCUGUUUGCAAUAGGUGACAGCGGAUAUCCAACUCAACCCUGGCUCAUGACUCCACUAACAAACCCCCAAUCACCUGCAGAGCAAAGAUUCAACUCAAGUCUGACAAGGACACGUGUAUGUGUAGAAAGGGCCUUUGGAAUACUCAAAUCUAGAUUCAGAUGUCUUGAUAUGACAGGCGGGUCACUUUGCUAUGAACCAUCAAGGGUCUGUAAGAUCAUCCUCUCAUGCUGUGUGUUACAUAACAUCUGUAUCGACAGAGGCAUACCACCACCAAAUGACGUACCACAUGUAGUUCAACAACCAGAUGAAGACCAUCAUGAUCGUGUUGAUGAUAUGCAGACAGGUCAAGAAGUCAGGAGGAAUCUAAUUAACACAUGGUUUAAUUAACAAGUUCAUGGACCCUUUAAUUCAAGAUAAUAUGUACAAUAUAAACAUAAUAAAUGUAAUUACAAUGUAGAAUUCAUGAGUACAAAGUAAAGAUUAUUGCUUAUAUAUAAUUAUCAUAAAUUACAUGCAAGUGAGAUAAAUGAAUAAGUCUCCUUAACAAAACUGAUCAAAAUAAUACAAAUGAUCAUUGACACAUAUGUAAAUAGUAUAAUAAUAUUUCUAAAUGUAUGUGCUAUUUGUAUGAAAUAAAGUGUAAAAUACAUGAAUAACAAAAUACUAGCAUGAGAAGAAUACAGGAAAAUGAAAAUAAUAUACAAAUAAUCCUGUUAUUGACUAAAGAGACAAAUUACACGUUGAACAGUCUUAUAAGUCAAAGGACAAUGCAGUGUUCACAGUUUCACACACGGAUGCAUCACAUAUGCAUGUUUCAUGGAAAUAACCCUGAAUAGAUGUUACAUGAGUUUUAUGUAUGUUUUCUGUUUGCUGUAUAUGGUUAUCACACUUGUGCUUUUUGUAUUACUAUGAUGACGUAAAAGGUGAUUUACCAUACUAAACUUCAUACUUCUGGAACUAUAUUUAUUCACAAACUGUAUGUAUCAAACUGCAUUUAUUCACAUACACAUAACAGGAUGAUUAGUUUUAUGAUUCUAUCAAAUUUUGUAAUUAUGAUCAUCACAGGACCACUGUUAAAGUCAUUUCAUUCAGAGACAGAAAACUUCAUGUUUUUGUUUUUAUUUUACCUAUUAACAAGGUCAAAGUAUGCAGCAUCAACAUAUAUUAGUUGAUUGUACUGUUUCUGUUAGUUGUUUUUACGUUAUCACCAUUUAAUGAAUAAAAGUGAAGAGGCCUAUCCUGUAAAAUUCAUGAAAUGAAUUUGUUCACCUUUCUCUGACAGAGUUAUUUGCCAAUUUCAUCACAUGUUAAUAAGUCAAAAUUUGUAAAUAACAAAAGUCAAUGAGGCAUUUUCAUCAGAAUCAUAAAAUGAGGUUGUAAUAAAGGUAAAAUGACAUUUCAAAUGUUUGCUUGUUUUCCCAAAAUAGUAUCAAAUUUACAAAAAGGUGAUAUUCAAAGAGAGAG